AUGGAUGUUUACAACUCCCAGAAGUACUACUCGCUUAUCAAGCGCCGGUACAUCACGCAUUCCCAGUCGCUAUCUUCCGAUGCAUGGAGGGCCGCAGCUUCAAGCUUCCAGGAUGCCGUGAAGGACUUGCCCCGAUCUCCCAAGAGUGAUGCCGAAUAUGCCCAAUGGUUCCAAUUUUUUGAGAAGCAUGGAACGCACUACGUCAAGGAAGUUGGGUAUGGUGGCACGAUGAGGAUGUCUGCAUUUGUGAGUUCCGAAGUUCGCUCAUCAAAAGUCAUACGACAAAGUAGCUGGGGUUUCUUCCUGGGUGCAAUGUUCAACAAGAAGAUCGGUGCAGAUGUCCGAUACAACGAAAGCCACACACAGCAACAGAUGGAUGAGUUUGCCUCUUACACGUCUGACGUAGUGUUCCAUGCAGUGGGCGGUGACCAGACGCAGUCCAAUUAUCAAGACUGGCUGCGCACCGUGAAGGGGAAGCCUGCGCCGGUCAGGACUCUGUUAGGCUCCGUGGAAGAUUUCAUUCCAGAGUCCAUUGAGUUCAAGCAGAUCCUGGAGAUGUAUUUCAGUCGCUGCCCAGGCACUGAUUCCCUGGGAGUGUGCAACGGGUACGGUCUUUGCGACUUUUCCAAUGGCUCUUGUGAGUGCCAAGUCCAAGGUGCUUACAAGGAGAAAGAUGGACGAUGCUAUCCUGUCUGCCGCGGGAACUGCUCCGGCAACGGGAUAUGUUCUCUGGGAAAGUGUAGUUGCUUUGUCGAUAGGGUUUACAACAUCGGGUACACUACCGUACCAGGCAAAGAGCCAUGCACCACAGCCUGUGGAUCACAUGCCUUCGAUGCGGGCAGUGGAAGGGUCUGGUGCCGUGCUGGGGCUUCGCGGACCAACUCCGAUUGCGAGGUCCUGGCUUACACGAAGCAUGAGAAGACAUCCCCAACAUGCUGGUGCCAAGAAGUUCUCAAGCACCAUCAUGGCGUCGACAUCGUGGGUGAGUCCGACCUGCCUGACGACCAGCAAGGAACAGGGCACGACACCUUCGACUGUGUCGGUGACAAGGCUUGUAAAGUUGACAUCUGGCCGUGGUCCACAUGCCCCGCAUAUCAGGUCAUCAGGUGCCACCAUGGUGCUGCCGAUUGUCCAGCUGAUGCGCCUCACGAAGACUUCCCACGCAAGGGGGUUGUACCGACCAGUAUCCUUGCAAAUGGCACGAAACCAGAGGAGGUCGUGGUCUGA
Molecule: messenger RNA, 1227 nt
Organism: Symbiodinium sp. CCMP2456
Lineage: Eukaryota; Dinophyceae; Suessiales; Symbiodiniaceae
Source: the annotation of a GenBank genome assembly